Messenger RNA from Alternaria rosae, 378 nucleotides. RefSeq lists its product as uncharacterized. Gene Ontology annotation, molecular function: serine-type endopeptidase inhibitor activity. The transcript is spliced from 3 exons. The record is from RefSeq and is a predicted model, not a curated record. NCBI's taxonomy places the organism in Eukaryota, Fungi, Ascomycota, Dothideomycetes, Pleosporales, Pleosporaceae. Bases 1 to 378 code for a protein of 125 amino acids.
AUGGAUAGCCUCCCCGCCCCUUUCAUCAUCGAAAUCGAUGGCAGUCCCAUCGCCAAGGUCGACGGCAACGCCGAAGACAAGACGCAUGCGAAAACAGGCACGGACGCAGCCAUCUUUGAACUCAAGGGCAGCCGUCUGCAGUGCGACGGCCGCAUUCUUGGACGAGCCAUGGUAGAAGACCGUAGCUUCCUUCCAAAGCAAGUGUGGUGGUUCAAGGCAGACACCGAUAUGCCAGUGCAUAAAGUUACUGCAAGUCAGGACGGUGACUCGUACCAAUUGAAGUUUUCCAACGCGCCUCUGAUGGUAGACGAUGGAGGGGUCUUUGCGGAUCUUCUUGGGGAUAACCCUUCUAAAGUGGUCUUGAAGAUGCAGUCGUAG